Messenger RNA from Eruca vesicaria subsp. sativa (arugula), 1834 nucleotides. Lineage: Eukaryota; Viridiplantae; Streptophyta; Magnoliopsida; Brassicales; Brassicaceae. The record is from the annotation of a GenBank genome assembly.
GCAAAACUUGGUUUAGUGCUUAUUUUAGUAAAAUCAAGUUUCAAUUACUUUGUUAAUCUCUGUUUCCACACGCUUCUCUCAAUCUCUGUUUCUCAAACUCCCAGAUCCUCUGCAAAAGCUUCUUCGAUCUCUCUUCUUCUUUCUCGUCCAGAUUUUGCUUCUAAAUAAAAGAGACGAUGACUUUAUCACCUCCUCGGUUUUCAAGAACCGUGUAUCCUCGGAAAGUUCCUUCAAUUGCUUUUGCUAUUGGUGGGUUAACAUCUUUCAUCAUCUUCGCUUCUCUGCUUCUCUUCUCGCAUCCCCUUGGCUCUUCUCUUACUGGUUAUCUCUACGGCACUGAGACCACUCAACAUCUGGAGUUUCACCAUAGUACUAGCACAGACGACAAUGAUCCAAACCCAUCUCUUAAAACUACCUCAAAUUCACCUCCGUUAUUGACACAAGAUAGAGCAGAGGAUAAGGAGGUGCUUCCUAUCUCUUUGGAUCCAACCGAUAAAGAAACCAACUUAAGAAAGUCUACAAAUGUUCCCGUUAAUGAAGAAGCUACACAAGAUUCACUAGAAACAGAAUGUGAUCUGUUUCAUGGUAACUGGUUUUAUGAUCCAAUGGGACCCAUGUACACGAACAACUCUUGUCCUCUUCUGACGCAGAUGCAGAACUGUCAGGGCAAUGGAAGACCUGACAAGGGCUAUGAGAAUUGGAGAUGGAAACCGUCUCAGUGUGAUCUUCCACGGUUCGAUGCCAAGAAGUUUCUGGAGCUCAUGAGAGGCAAGACGCUAGCUUUUAUAGGUGAUUCUGUGGCUCGUAAUCAGAUGGAGUCCAUGAUGUGCCUUCUUUGGCAGGUGGAAACUCCGGUUAACCGUGGGAACCGGAAGAUGCAGAGAUGGUAUUUCCGGUCAUCUUCAGUAAUGAUAGCUCGGAUGUGGUCAUCUUGGCUCGUCCAUCAGUUCAAUGAACCGUUUAGUUUUGCUCCACAAGGUGUAACGAAACUCAAGCUCGACCAACCAGAUGAGCGGAUAAUGGAAGCUCUUCCCAAGUUCGACGUUGUUGUACUUUCAUCAGGUCACUGGUUUGCUAAACAAUCUGUCUACAUUUUAAACGAUGAGAUUGUUGGAGGCCAGCUAUGGUGGCCAGACAAAUCAAAGCCUGCAAAGGUCAGCAACGUGGAAGCAUUUGGGAUCUCUGUUGAAACAAUCUUGAAGGCAAUAGCUAAUCACCAAGACUACAAGGGUCUGACCAUCUUGCGGACUUGGUCUCCUGAUCAUUACGAAGGCGGUGCUUGGAACACUGGUGGGUCGUGUACGGGUAAAGAAGAGCCUCUCUCUCCUGGGAAGCUAGUUAAAAACGGGUUCACGGAGGUAAUGCAUGAGCAGCAAGCAAGAGGGUUUCAUCGAGCUGUGGCUGAUGAUAAACUUGUGAAUGUAACGAAGAAGAUGAAGCUAAUGGAUAUCACUGAGGCUUUUGGUUAUCGGCAUGAUGGUCAUCCUGGUCCGUAUAGAAGUCCUGACCCCAAGAAGAUCACUAAACGUGGACCGGAUGGUCAGCCUCCCCCACAAGACUGCUUGCACUGGUGCAUGCCGGGGCCGGUUGAUACGUGGAACGAGAUGGUGCUGGAGAUUAUAAGGAGAGAUAUGGAAAGUGGAGGAAGUAAACCAUAAUUUUGAUCGAGGAGAUCAAUACAAAUUUAGAAGAUACAAAAUCUUAUUCAUACCACGGAUUAGUUGAUUUAAGGACUUUUAAUUAUUAUAAUAUGAUUAUUAGUUACUUGUAAACCCAUCACACUCACAUGUAAUUCUGCUUUUUACAUACAAUGUAACUUUUGAUUCAAAGAGGA